Molecule: messenger RNA, 3487 nt
Organism: Penaeus vannamei (Pacific white shrimp)
Lineage: Eukaryota; Metazoa; Arthropoda; Malacostraca; Decapoda; Penaeidae
Gene: jagn
Product: jagunal
Biological process (GO): endoplasmic reticulum organization; vesicle-mediated transport
Cellular component (GO): endoplasmic reticulum membrane
Source: RefSeq, a predicted model, not a curated record
GGCCGCCAGGUGACAGUGUGGCUGGUGCGUCACUUGGCCGAGGAAGCACGCCGGGCAGGGCCACACUCUCCUCCCUCCCCCGGUCCCCUGACUCGUCCCUGGUGGCACUUCUCGAGGCUGGAAGAGAGCAAGAGGGCGAGCGAGGAUGGCGUCUCGCGACGGGCCCAUGGUGGCGGGCACGGACGGCACGGACUUCAUCCACAGGGAGACCGUGGCUUCCCAUUACCAGAUUAGCUGGCCUCUCAAGAAGAAAGUGUCAGAAGUUGUGCUGAACAAAGGACGGCUAAGAAAAUGCGUGUUUUCACACCUCCUCCUGGCCCUCCUGAUGGUGGUGAAGAUGGUUCCGGACUUUCUCGACAGAUUGGACAUAUUCGUCCUAGAAAUUGAGGAAUUAGAAGUUCCACAGCCUCUCAAAUGGGAAUACGUGUGGCUUGUAGGAUCCCUUGCCAGUUUCCUAGGCUUGAUGGCGAUCAGAAAAAACAGAGUAUUGCUUCUACAGAUAUACUUUGGUCUUAUCAACCUCUUCUCAACGGUGCCCAUUCUCUUGGCUGCCAUGAUCUAUUUCUCCGAAUUCCUUAAGUACUGCACUGAGGAGGAGCCUGCAGGUCUACAGCUGUGGCAGGGAUAUCCUGUUGCUGUCCUAUGGUACAGCUUCAUCAUGAUAGCAAUGCAAGUCCAUAUCUUCACCCUCAUUUUCGCAUGGAAGCUCAUUCUGGCAUGGAAGAACCGUGGAGCAGCAAAGAAGGGACAAUAGAUCGACAAAUCAAAAUCACAUAUUGCUAUACAACCUGAGAUUACAUAAGCAAGCAAUAUCGCCAUUAUUGGUGCUUCUGUAAUUCCUCGUCUUUACAUUGUUGGCUGCUUGUACCACAGUAUGUGUAUCCUAGAUUAAUUUUUCUGAGUGGAUACAGCUGUGUUGUAUUAGCAGACAGUGUACUUCAUAUGCAAUUUUGUUUUUGUUUUUCUCUUCUUUUUUAUGUAAAUGUGUAACUUUUAUCCAUGGAAAAUUUAAAUUGUUUUAAAAUUGCUGUGUUGCAUCUCGUAAUGGGAUAUAAUCCUUUUUUCUUCUUCUUUUUUUAGUUUUUUUUUUUCAUGCAAUUUGAUAUUAGAAAAAGUAUUAAAUUUUGUUUCUUAUUGCUCUUUACUACAACAGUUGUUUAGGAGAUAGCCAAAUUUAUAAUUGUUACAGUAGGAAAAAAGGGGACGAACUGCGAAUUAAGUCUCCAUUUCUACAACUGGAAAUGCAUUUGUACAUCUGAAUAAUGUACAGCUGACUGAACAUCUAUUGUAGUAAAGGCAACUUCACUGGGAGAAAGGUAUUCUUUUCAUCAUGGUUUUCUUUCAUUUUUUCUUUCUCUUUUAUUUAUAUGUAUAUUUGUUUCUCCAGUCUUCAUUAUAUGUUUUUUCUUAUGAUAUUAUUUUUUAGAAUUAAAAGUUGCCAUUAUACUGUAUUGAAAUGUUGAUUGUUCAAGUGCUUUGGUCUGUUAAAUAAAAAAACAAAAACUUUUUUUUUCUCUCUUUUUUUUCAAAUUCUAGAAUAUGAGGAAGCUGCACAGGGUAAAAUGUUGCAGAAUGACAUGUUGAGCGUUUAAAAAAUUGCGGUUGUAGAAUAGCAUUCAUAUGAUGAGAACUUGUAGUUUUAUAUCAGAAAUAAAAGUGACAUUUCCGUGAUAUUUUUACAAUGAUGCUUCACCUGAACAAAGUAUCCAGUGUAGCUUUUUUCAGACGUUUCAUAAUAUCCUCACCUUGUUAUUGUUAUCUUGAUGAUUGUUAAUUUUCAUAUGUAUUUCCUUGUUAUUGCAUUUCAAAACAUAUCAUUAUUUUUUUUUCUCUUUUUUUCUUUUUCCCCAUUAGCAUAAUUGUGACAUCUCUUCAUACCAGUAAAAAUCCAUCAUCUAAACUAGAUUUUAUUUGUGCUUUUUCACUGUGAAUAUCUUUCAUGCCCAUCCUCUUCGCACACGAGACGACAGAGGGAGCAUUUCAUUAACACAUAAAGAAAAAAAAUGGAGUUUUGCCUUUUCUCUAUCCUCCUUGUUUUUUUCUGUUUUUUUUGUAAUGUGCCUUCCAGUUAUGUGAAUUCAUCUAGGCCUUUUUUUUUUUAAUAUAUAUACAAAGAAAGAAAAUGGCCUAUUUCUAUGCCAUGUCUGGUAACAGUGCCAAAUACUUGGGCAUUGUCUCAUUGCCAAGUAUUUUUAUGACCUCCCCUUUUAUAAUGAUAUCACAUACUUGAGUGUUUCUGUUAGGUUGGUAAUUGUUAACUUUUUGGAUAGUCUAGCUCCUUUUUGUGAAAUAUGCCGUCUUACCAUUUGUUGUUUUUACUUGAAUGUUGUCGAUUCGAUCAUGGAUUUUCAUACGUUGUCAUUUUACGUUACGGUUGAUUAUUGGGGUAAUGUCUUGGUUUUGUUUUUACCUCUUUGUCUUAAUCUUUUCUCUUAUUUCUUCUUUUUUUUCCAUUCUUUCUCUAACUUUGGUAACAUGGAUGUAUUUUCUUGUCUAUUUGUGAAUGUGAUAUUCUAAGCUCUCAAUUGCUUUUGACGAAGAACACAAUUUGCAAUUAGGAAUUAACUGGAUCACAUGCGAUACCUGAAAGAAAUUUGUUACAAAGAGAACUAUUGUGUGUUGCCCUAGUUCCAUUAGACGUUCACGUGUCCAUCCUUCAUGCAUGAACAUUUUCUCCUCGUUAGUGAAUAAAGACUCAUGUUUAGACAAAUAAGUAAUACUAUUACCUAUAUUUUCCCUGACAUUUGAUAAACUUUUGUGUACGUGUAUUUUGCAAGUCAAGAGGAAUAAUAGUUUCAUACUAGGAACUAUAGGAAAUUUAUUUUCAGAUGAAAUCCUUGAGAGGGGGAUGUACGUACUUUUUUUUAUCAUAUGUAAAUAUCAAGAAAAUGGCUACCAAAGAAAAGACAUUUUUUUCAUGAUUACUUUUAUGCAUAUUAGAGACCUGUUUAGAAUCAGUAUAAAAGCAUAAUUCACCGACUAUCUGAACAAUCAUGUACAUACAAAUUAAUGGUGCCUGUUACAAAACUUAGUAUGUAUGUUGUGAAAUCAGAGAAUAGAUAACUAUUGAAAUAAUAGGCAUAAUUUGAACAUGGAUACGAAGCCAGAAAAGAUGGAGAGCUGCCAGGAUAAUAUAUUCAGAUCUCAUUCCUAAUGUGUUCAUAUAUUUUUAAGUUAACAAGCUGUGUUAUAGAGAGCAGAAAAUGAGAACGCACAAAGAUAUGAUCUUGAUACUAUAUAUGAAUUAGUAGGAAAUGCCAUUUAGAGAACAUAGGAUAAUUUUUUUUCAGUCGAGUUCUUCAAAAGUUAUAUUGUUGCAACUUAAAUUAUAAUGUGACAUUUAUAGACUGGAAAUGUACCAUGAAGCCAUGUUAAGUACUUAUACCAGUAUUGUUCACAGGGUUCUGAAGGUAUAUUUUUUUUCUUAUCUGAUAUAAUGAUGUGAACUUAAAAGGUUUUAGAAAUAAAGUUUAUGAUGUAUGAAAUA